This is a messenger RNA of Fusarium coffeatum, 939 nucleotides long. RefSeq lists its product as uncharacterized. The record is from RefSeq and is a predicted model, not a curated record. The transcript has 2 exons. Lineage: Eukaryota; Fungi; Ascomycota; Sordariomycetes; Hypocreales; Nectriaceae. The coding region runs from base 1 to 939 and encodes 312 amino acids.
AUGGCGCCAGAAGCCUCUUCUCAAACGGACAACGCGCCGCCAACUUCGCCUACCCCUGCCAUCCCUCCGAAUGCACAACACCCUGCCCAGACAUUCAACCAGCAACAACAAGAACAGCAGCAACAGGCCGGUUUCCAGCAGGACCCUCGUAGCUAUGGUCCUCCCUACGUGCCCUACCCGCAGCAAGGAGCUGCGCCGCCUGUGCCUCAGGAUUGGACCCCUCCCCGAGUUCAAGAGCCCAAGGCCUGGACGUACACCAAGUUGGCGCUUCACGGUGUCGAUAUCGUUACUUGUAUUGUUGGUCUAGCUCUCACUGGUUCGUUGAGGAGCGUCCAGACUCUUGGUCUGGUCGCUGUUGGUGCUUGCCCUCUGUUUGUCAUGGCUAUGAUUUGGGAUAUCGCAGAACUUCUCACUCGCUUUGGUCGCAAGUGGAAGGCUGGUAUCCACCCUGGCGCUCACGUCGCUAUCCAUCUAUUUAUCUGGCUUGGUGCUGCCGUCAUCGGCGGUAUGGAGGCCACCUUCAGCGCCUACUACUCUUCCUUCGACUACCUCGACGAAACCUGUGAAUACAGCCGCGAAGAGAGACGUUACGUUUGCACAAGCAACGACGACGGCGUUGCCAGCAAGCACACGCUCUUUGUCUCCUUGACAGUAUUCACCUGCCUUCUCUGGCUCUGGCAGUUCGUUCUCUUUGUCGGCGCCUGUAUCGAUACGCAAAAGCGAAACGCUGCUAUGAAGAAGCCCAUUAUGGUUUGGGGUGGUCCUCCCUACUGGGGUCCUGGUGCUCAAGGCUUCCAGCAGAUGCCUCAACAGAUGCCGCCUCAAUUCUACGCUCCUCAAGGACAAAACAUUCCCAUGCAGAACUGGGCUCCUCAACCCGCAGGAAAUGGCAAGGAGGCUGUGACUGCUGUUCAACCUACGGCUGAGCGCUAUGCUUAA